UAACACCCCGUGCAACAGUUGCAAUUGUUAUCUAACAAUCUAGUGAAGAGUGCUCAUAUUUGGCUAAUAGUUUCAACCUGUUGAAAGAUUUCGAAGCAGUCAAGUGCCUACCGUAACAUGUUGAGAUUCCUAUCGGCCCUCGCCAUCUUGGCAGCUACCGCCAAGUCUGCCCCAGUGCAACCGGCCCACUAUGCUUUUGUAGCCCAUCAUCCGCACUACGAGUACGUCCAGCAUGCUGUCCCCGAGGUACACUACCCAAUCCAUCUAGUCGAGACUGACGGUCACCAGUAUGAAGAACUGCCCCAGAAAUACAUCGUACAAGCUCAUGAUCUACAUAGCCAUGUUGACCACAGCGCAGAGAGUUAUGUUGAUAGCAACGUCUAUUCCAGCGGCUACAGCUCUCUGUACGGCGGGGACAACCAUGGUCAGCUGUAUACAUCCGGCAACCAUGGAGCGUACGCAAAAAGCUACAACGAUUACUACGCCUACCCCAAGUACAAUUUCGAGUAUGGCGUUGAUGACCCACACACCGGAGACCACAAAAAGCAAUGGGAGGUUCGCGAUGGGGAUGUAGUCAAAGGAGGAUACAUGCUGAAGGAAGCCGACGGAACGACUCGUGUUGUCGAAUACACCGCUGAUGACCACAACGGAUUUAACGCAGUUGUCAAGAAAAUCGGUCAUGCCUAUCACCCGGAACCCCACGUCCACCAGCCGCAGAGCGUUUACGGCCAGCUAGGCAACUACGCUGGUGCCUAUGCGACCGGUGAGUACUACGGUAAAGGUGCGACUAGCUAUGCCAAGGUUUGGAAACAACACUAAGCCAGCAGGAUCUCCAGCAUGGAAUAGCAGUUCUGCCAAAGAUGCAAGCAGCAGCCCGACUAGAUGCGAUAUUUAUUUUAUUUACUAGCCCGAACGAAUCUGGUGGAAAGUUUCAGUCAAAUAUGCUCUUCAUCAUGAUUUGUGUGUUUCACGUUCAUUGUAUUAGAAGGAGUUAGAAAUCUGUUUCAAUAGCAAAAUAAUAGUAGCUUCAACCGAAUCCUAGCAGGAAUCGAUGAUGGACUUGUUAUGUUGAAAUGUUUUGAACUUCAAUAACAGAAUAAAUAAAUUGAU
Messenger RNA from Topomyia yanbarensis, 1110 nucleotides. Its product is annotated as cuticle protein 7-like. Bases 118 to 819 code for a protein of 233 amino acids. Gene Ontology annotation, cellular component: extracellular matrix. The transcript is spliced from 3 exons. The record is from RefSeq and is a predicted model, not a curated record. Lineage: Eukaryota; Metazoa; Arthropoda; Insecta; Diptera; Culicidae.